UUGGGUGAAUUGAGCAGUGCAGUACAUCAGUCGUUUCGCAAUUUCGCUUCCUCUUUGAGUGUGACGGCUGAAAUAUUGAGCAGAAUGGAUUGGGAAUUCGAAGGAGAGCGCAGAUUGAGAAAGCAGAGUCGGAGGAAUUACAACUACGAUACGGAUGAUAUUAUCGAAGGAAAACGAACAUUUAGCGUCGAAGAAAAGCUAAACAGUCCAAAAUUCACGGAGGGAGAUUUUGUGCAGAAACUCGCAGGAGAUGAUUUAACCCUUAAGUUCAUACAAGAAAGCGGCUUUGCCUUUCCCAUGGUAAUCAAAAACCCAGACGGGUUAGAAAUGCGGGUUCCUCGGGAAGACUUUUCUGUAGAAGAUGUCAAGAAUUUUGUCGGAGCUCGGAGAAUGGUGGAUGUGAUCGAUGUCAACACUCAGCAAGCUUUAGAAAUGACUUUACAACAAUGGGUGAAAUAUUUUACAAGUCCAGAGCGUGAAGAUAUCUAUAAUGUCAUCAGCUUGGAGUUUAGCCACACGAAAUUAGAAGAUUUGGUCGAGCCUCCCAAAAUGGUUCGUGAAAUGGACUGGGUGAACGUCGUUUGGCCCCAACAUCUCAUCGAAGAACAGAGAGAUUCAACAAAUUCUUUAGCAGAUAUGAAGUAUCCUAAAGUGAGAAAGUACGUGUUGAUGAGUGUGGGUGGGUGCUACACCGACUUUCACAUCGACUUCGGAGGCACCUCGGUAUGGUACCACAUAAUGAGAGGCAGAAAGGUUUUCUGGCUAAUUCCGCCCACCGAAAAGAAUCUUCAUCUGUACGAACAAUGGGUGUUAUCUGGAAAACAACAGAAUGUUUUCUUUGGUGACCAAGUAGAGAAAUGUUGCCGGACUUAUUUGGAGAAAGGAGAUACGUUCUUGAUCCCCACAGGUUGGAUCCAUGCCGUGUUUACCCCUGAGGACUCGCUUGUAUUUGGUGGGAAUUUUGUGCAUAGUUAUAACAUCCCGGGACAAAUUAAAAUCAGCCAGAUCGAAGACAAUACCAAGGUCCCUCUGAAGUUCCGGUAUCCGUUUUUACCUCAAAUUAUGUGGUACGCCGCUGACAAGUACGUCCGAUUGUUGGAACAAAAUAAACAAGAAUUAGGCUUAAAAUCGUCUACCAAAACAGAUAACAAGGAAGAUACUUCCGCUUUAAAGAAAAAAGACGCAUCUGGCUUGAAAGGGAAAACUGCAGGUAAACGAACAGGCAAGAAGGAUCCGCGAGAAGUGGACGAGAAAGCUAGUAAUGGCACACAUGGAGAAAAUAAUGAGGAUGACUUAACAGAGACAACAGGGCGUAGGAGAUCAAGCCGAGUCGCCAAGCAAGCUCAGGAGAACACCGAGAAAAAGAGCAGUACGAAUGGUAAAGAAGAGGAACCUGAUACAGAGGAAUGGAAGAAAAAGAAGGGGAAUCCUAAGCGACAAGCAAAGGACGAGGAAGUAAAGGUGGAAGUGAAUGGGGAAACCCAUGAUGAAGAAGAGAACAAAGAGAAGAUUGAUGGUGAAGAGAACGAGGAAGAUAAGAAGACUCCGUGGAGUCCGGUGUAUCUUACACGAUUUGAAGUCGAUGGGUUGACUAAGUUGAUAGAAAGACUGAGGGAUUGGCCUCAAGCUCAAAAGAACGUUCCUAAGACUUUGGAAGACCCCGAGGGAGUGUUGCAGAGAUUAGAGGACCUUCUUGAAUUACAUAGGGACGAUGACCCCGAACUUGCAGCGUCAGGGUUGCAACAUCUGUUGCAGAUUGACAAACCAGUAGUGAAAAAACCUGUAGCAAGGAAACAAGGUCCAAGGGGACCAAUGCUCGGUACUAAAGUCGGCCCAGGAAUCAGACGCCGGCGCACUCGUUGUGGGCAGUGUGAAAAUUGUCAACGAGAGGACUGUGGCGAGUGCCGCACCUGUAAAGAUAUGAAGAAAUUUGGAGGGGCAGGAAGGAUGAAGCAAUCGUGUCUUCUUAGGGCGUGCACUGAUCCUAACCUGCCCACUUGUGUGAAGUGUUUAGUUUGUAAUCAGGUCAACACAGAGGAUAACCCACUAAUGGAGUGUCGCUUCUGUGGUGAGAUUGUUCACCCGCCUUGUUUAAAAGACAUCAAAGGGCAAUGUAAGAUUGUUACUGAGAUCAACAACUGCUGGGAGUGUCCCAAGUGUUGCAAAGAUGCAGCGGCGACAUCUGUCGAUGAUCUUCCAAGUAUUCCUGCAAGGAAAAGAAAGGCAAGCCCCAUUAAAGAGUCCGCUAAAAAGGAUGACCGAGCUACAAAAGAGAAAAUCAGAAAGAGGAGCAAAAUGGAGAGCGAGUCCUCAGAAGAAGGAAGUGACGAGUUUUCUGUGAAUGUUUCGGAUGAAGUGACUUCACGGCAUCGCCGUCCUGUUGUAGCACCCAAACCUCCACCUGGCCCUCCGCCAGAAGUACAACCUAAACUCGUGGUUCGUCCUUGCCCAGUCUCUCCUCCUCCUCAGUCUUUUUCGCUGGACAGUGGCCAAAGUCACGUGAUGGACCGUCAGCUUUGGCUUUCAGUGUUUAGCUUUCUUUCCCAGCCUGAGCUCUGUCUGUGUAUGCGCGUGUGUCGCACCUGGAACCGCUGGUGCAUGGAUCGCCGUCUCUGGUCUGUGAUUGAUUUAUCAGAAAAGAAAGUUGUGACGCCUUCGGCCCUGAAGGGGAUUGUACGGCGCCAACCUACAACACUUAACCUGAGCUGGACAAACGUCACUUAUAAACAACUGCAAUGGCUUCUAAACCGUCUGCCGAGAAUAAGAGAGUUGUAUCUGAGUGGCACAACGGAAGCCACGGCGUAUGCGCUCUCCACCGUCAUCUGCCCUCGGUUGAAAGUCCUGGGGCUUAGCUGGUCCGUUGGAAUCACUGACUCUCUGAUGAAAAAACUUGUUUUACCUGUUUCUGACUCACGUGCGGCUCCAGGGGACAACAAAAGCCCUUUUUUAAGAUUAUCCACCCUCUUUCUUUCCGGCAGUGACGUCACUGGUUCGACUCUUCGUUUGCUGGUGCAACAUUGCCUUGACUUGAAGAAGCUGGACCUGAGUUUCUGUCCCGGAAUAACUGAUCAAGAUAUUGAAAGUGUCUGUGGACAGGCAUCGAUAAAUGAGUUUCUUCUGAGUGGCUGCGCUAAGCUGUCUGAUAAGUGGUUGUCCUUUUUGAAGCUCUUUCCGUCGCUUCUCCGUCUUGACUUGCGCUCUUGUAAUGGGGUCACUUCCGAUGCUGUUCAAGAAUUUGUUAAAUCUCGCAAGGAUUUGCUGAAAAUACUGGAAGGAAAACUUAUUGUAAAUAUGUAAAUACGGCUGUCUGUGAUGCCCGGCACUGGCAUAACCUUUGCUCGAUCGAACUCAAAACCUUUUCAAAACGUUUUCUUCGGCCGCUACACCAACCUUAUUCGCAUGCCCAUUCGUUUCGUUCUUAACCAUUCAUGGACACGUUUCCUUUGUUGGUUUGGUGAUUUGAAAUCAUGUCGCUUCCAUUUUUACUCUUUAAGUUUAGUUGGACGUAGGUGGGAUUGUAUCACUGUAAGAUGACAACUGAGGGUUGACCUGAGGUUUAAGGUACAACGCUCCUCGCCAUUGUUUGUUUUAUUCUUUAGCACAACAUUUUGUCUUUAACAAUUUGAGGACAUUUGCUUUAAAAGUGGGAUGUAUUGAGUACGAGCAAAUUAGCACUAAACAACUGCCUUCACCUUUUCAGUGUUCUUUUCCCUAGCUGCUUGUUCUUAGAGUUUUCUCUCGAUCACUGCUAUGUUAAGCUCACAUUGCAAGUUAUACAUCCACCCACAGAGCUUCAUAGUAAUGGAGCCAUUAGAGAGGGAGCGGUUUCCGAAAUAUGUGACGAAGAUCACAAUUUCUCGUGGUUCACUGGCACAGAAAAAUUUUGAAAUGAAACAAACCAGGUCAUAGCAGGCACGCAUUUUUUUUUUUCUUUUUUUUUUUUGUCGUUUGAUUAUCAUGUACUCAGUUCUAUGCAGGUCCAACGAUAAUUGUUAAAGUUUUCUUAAUUUUUCUUUAUAAAAUAUACGAUGGACCCGUAUAAAAGAUGCAGUUACUUAAAUCUUAAUGCGUUUAGACCUGCUUUUGUGAAACAAUUUUUGUAAAUUGAAUAGUUUUAAUGACAGCAUUUUUUUUACGAAA
Stylophora pistillata is the source of this 4140-nucleotide messenger RNA. Its product is annotated as lysine-specific demethylase 2B. NCBI's taxonomy places the organism in Eukaryota, Metazoa, Cnidaria, Anthozoa, Scleractinia, Pocilloporidae. Gene Ontology annotation, molecular function: protein binding; zinc ion binding; DNA binding. The record is from RefSeq and is a predicted model, not a curated record.